AUGAAUGUUCAAAGCCUUUUCUCUCUUCUUCUUCUUCUUGUCCUCUCGAAGACAGCUCAUGCUCAGCUUCAUGUAGAACAUUACAGAAGCUCAUGCCCAAAUGUUGAAGCAAUUGUGCAUGCUGCGGUCAAACAGAAGUUUGAGCAGACAUUUGUGACAGCUCCAGCCACUCUGAGGCUCUUCUUCCAUGAUUGUUUCAUCCGGGGAUGUGAUGCUUCAAUAAUGCUAGCUUUUCGGAACAAUUCAGCGGAGAAGGACAACUCCGAUAACCUUUCGCUCGCCGGAGACGGGUUUGAUACCGUGAUCAAAGCCAAGGCUGCUGUUGAUAGAGUGCCCCAGUGCAGGAACAAGGUUUCUUGUGCUGACAUUCUGGCCUUGGCCACAAGGGAUGUCGUAAGACUGACUGGGGGACCGUAUUACAGAGUUGAAUUGGGAAGACUUGAUGGGAGGAUUUCUACAAAAGCCAGUGUGAGACAACAUCUUCCUCAUCCUGAUUUUAGGUUAGACCAGCUGAAUUCGAUGUUCGCCUCCCACGGUCUCUCUCUGACCGAUCUCAUUGCACUCUCAGGUGCACAUACAAUUGGAUUCUCGCACUGCAACAAAUUCACUCACCGGAUAUACAGUUUCAAAAGCCAGAACAGAAUUGAUCCAACGAUGAACUUGGCAUAUGCAAGGCAUCUCAAACAAGAGUGUCCGGCAAAUGUAGACCCCAGAAUUGCUGUUAACAUGGACCCAACCACACCCCAAAAGUUCGACAAUGUCUACUACAAGAACCUUCAGCAAGGAAAAGGGUUGUUUACUUCUGAUCAGUCUUUGUUCACUGACGCCAGAUCAAGAAAAAUUGUCAACUUGUUUGCAGCAGACGCCGCCGCUUUCGAACGGGCUUUUGUGGCUGCCAUGACAAAGCUCGGAAGAUUUGGAGUUAAGAAUGGAAAGCAGGGUGAAAUUAGGCAUGAUUGUGCUGCUGUGAACUAA
Molecule: messenger RNA, 975 nt
Organism: Prunus armeniaca (apricot)
Lineage: Eukaryota; Viridiplantae; Streptophyta; Magnoliopsida; Rosales; Rosaceae
Source: the annotation of a GenBank genome assembly